Oryza brachyantha (malo sina) is the source of this 2808-nucleotide messenger RNA. Its product is annotated as probable alpha,alpha-trehalose-phosphate synthase [UDP-forming] 9. Bases 63 to 2516 code for a protein of 817 amino acids. Gene Ontology annotation, molecular function: catalytic activity. Lineage: Eukaryota; Viridiplantae; Streptophyta; Magnoliopsida; Poales; Poaceae. Gene Ontology annotation, biological process: trehalose biosynthetic process. The record is from RefSeq and is a predicted model, not a curated record. The transcript is spliced from 3 exons. Gene Ontology annotation, cellular component: cytosol.
UCCCACGAAAACCCGAACGGCCAAACACCCCCUCCCCCUCCUCCCCCGUGUUUGCCGUGACGAUGCCCUCCCCCUCCAGCUCCGGCGACGAGGGCCGCCCGCCGACUCCGACGGAGCCGCGCCGGGUGGUGGUCGCCCACCGCCUCCCACUCCUCGCGGAUCCCAACCCGGACGCGCCGCACGGGUUCGACUUCUCCCUCGACCCGCAGGCGCUCCCGCUCCAGCUCUCCCAUGGCUUCCCCCGCCCCGUCGUCUUCGUCGGCGUGCUCCCCUCCGCCGUCACGGAGGCCGUCCCCGCGUCCGACGAGCUCGCGGCCGACCUCCUCGCGCGGUUCUCCUGCUACCCGGUGUUCGUCUCCGCCAAGGUCCACGCCGACUUCUACGAUGGCUUCUGCAAGCACUACCUGUGGCCGGUGCUCCACUACCUCCUCCCGCUCGCGCCCUCCUACGGCACCGGUGGCGGGCUUCCCUUCAACAACGACCUCUACCGCACCUUCCUCACCGUCAACACGCAGUUCGCCGAGCGCGUAUUCGAGCUCCUCAACCCCGACGAGGACCUCGUGUUCGUCCACGACUACCACCUCUGGGCGUUCCCCACCUUCCUGCGCCAUAAAUCCCCAAGCGCCCGCAUCGGUUUCUUCCUCCACUCUCCCUUCCCCACCUCGGAGCUCUUCCGCGCCAUCCCCGUUCGCGAGGACCUCCUCCGCGCCCUCCUCAACGCCGAUCUCGUGGGCUUCCACACCUUCGAUUACGCGCGCCACUUCCUCUCCUCGUGCUCCAGGGUCCUCGGCCUCUCCAACCGCUCGAGCCGCGGCUACAUAGGCAUCGAGUACUACGGCCGCACGGUGGUCGUGAAGAUCCUCUCCGUCGGCAUCGACAUGGGCCAGCUCCGCGCGGUCUUGCCGUUGCCGGAGACGGUCGCCAAGUCUAAGGAGAUCGUUGACAAGUACAGGGGCCGCUGGCUGAUGCUCGGCGUGGACGACAUGGAUUUGUUCAAGGGGAUUGGGCUUAAGCUCUUGGCCAUGGAGAGGCUGCUGGAGUCGCGGGCGAACUUGCGCGGCCAGGUGGUUCUCGUGCAGAUCAACAACCCGGCGCGGAGCCUUGGCCGCGACGUCGACGAGGUCCACGCGGAGGUGCUGGCGAUCCGUGACCGGAUCAAUGGCCGGUUCGGCUGGGAAGGGUACGAACCAGUGGUUGUGAUCGACGGAGCCAUGCCGAUGCACGACAAGGUGGCGUUCUACACUUCCGCGGACAUCUGCGUCGUGAAUGCCGUGCGCGACGGGCUGAACAGGAUACCGUACUUCUACACCGUGUGCCGGCAGGAGGGCCCGGUUCCCAACGCUUCGUCCGGGAAGCCGAGGCAGAGCACCAUUAUCGUGUCAGAGUUUGUCGGGUGCUCACCGUCGCUGAGCGGCGCGAUCCGCAUCAACCCGUGGAAUGUGGACGACGUCGCGGACGCCAUGAACACGGCGCUGAAGAUGAGCAACACCGAGCAGCGGCUGCGCCAGGAGAAGCACUACAGGUACGUGAGCACGCACGACGUCGUCUACUGGGCGCAGUCGUUCGACCAGGACCUGCAGAAGGCCUCCAAGGACAACUCGUCCAUGGUGAUGCUCAGCUUCGGCCUCAGCAUGAGCUUCCGCGUCGUCGCGCUCGGCCCCAACUUCCAGAAACUCUCACCUGAUCACAUUGACCCGGCGUACCGCCAGACUGGCAACAGGCUCAUUUUACUGGACUACGAUGGCACAGUGAUGCCACAGGGGCUGAUCAACAAGGAGCCCAGUGAGAAAGUGAUCCGUACUCUGAAUGCAUUGUGCUCAGAUCCAGCGAACACCGUUUUCGUUGUCAGUGGGCGGGGGAAGGAUGAAUUGGCCAAAUGGUUUGCACCGUGCGAGAGGAUGGGGAUCUCUGCAGAGCACGGCUACUUCACAAGGUGGAGCAGGGAUUCUCCCUGGGAGUCAUGCAAGUUGGUGACAAAUUUUGAUUGGAAGAACAUCGCUGAGCCUGUAAUGAAGCACUACACUGAUGCAACCGAUGGGUCAUACAUCGAGGUUAAAGAAACAUCACUAGUGUGGCACUACGAGGAGGCUGAUCCGGAUUUUGGAUCAUGUCAAGCCAAGGAGCUCCAGGACCACCUGCAGAAUGUGCUUGCGAACGAGCCAGUCUAUGUGAAGAGUGGACAUCAAAUUGUUGAAAUUAAUCCUCAGGGUGUGGGCAAAGGAGUAGCCGUGCGGAGCCUCAUUUCAACCAUUGGAGAUCGUGGCAGCUUGCCAGAUUUCAUCCUCUGCGUUGGUGAUGACCGGUCCGAUGAAGACAUGUUUGAGGCAAUGAGCAGCAGUGCAUUCCCGGAGACUACUCAGAUCUUCCCCUGCACUGUCGGCAACAAGCCAAGCUCGGCCAAGUACUACCUGGAUGACCCGGAGGAUGUUCUCAAGAUGCUCCAGGGCCUGAAGACGGACUCGUCGAUUCCGCAGCACCCCGCGGCACCCGUCACGUUCGAAAAUCCGCUAGAGUGAAGGAUCAAGAGAAGAGGUCGCGUGACAUGCUCGUGGAUGGAGCCGUUCAUUUCGUUCAUGAUUCCUUUUUGUAAUUAGCAGAAAGAGAGAAGAAACGAUUUUUUGGGGAAGGUGUGAGAACGGGGGUAAAAGGGCAAAGUUUAUUCAAACUGACUAGUGAUCGAUCGUUAGGUUACAGAUGUUCAUGUUUUACCCGGUAGGCAGUUUCCUUUGUACAAACGUCAAAGGUUUUUGUUUUUCCUGCCUAGAUCGUCAGAAACCAGAAGAAACAAAAUCAUGGUUCGCUUACCAA